CGUUGCUCCGCACUCGUCUGCUAGCCAGCGUUGAGCGCGUACGCGAUCGUUUCGGGAAAACCAAAAGUUGUUUUGAUCGCGCAUGCUUCCUGAGACGAAGUUUUGAUUGCAUAUAGAGUCGAUAGUAUCGCAGGAAAUCACGAAAGUGUGACCUCGUCGACAUCUGUCACUAAUUUGUUCGGUUCUUCCUGACGUUCCUGUGUCCACCACGUGGGAUAAUUCGAUGGCCAGCGGAGUUAUAGUGAGCUACCCGUCUCCGGCGCUUCAUGAGUCGCGCACCACGGUCUUCAAGAAAGAUCGACGCAUUCGGCAUUCCAAGUCGGACCCUGUGCUGGUAGCACUGUCGCACAACUCGUUCGCGCGGUGCUCAGACCGGGACAACUGCUGGGACAGCAUCGAGGAUCUAUCACAACAACAGCAGCAGCACCAGCAGUCGGACGGGUCCGACGCGAUUACACUGGAGGGUCUCAAGAGCGACUACAACUGCUGUUUCACGUGUGGGGUGAGCUGGUCAGAGGAACAGGCUUGCCUGGACUGCACCGAGUGUGGCGGAUACGCCCUGAAACGCCCCUGCCCCCACUGCAAUGGCAGCUGCGACGGUCUGUGGAGCCGAGACUUGGAUGCUACCCACAAGAAGAGGCGCGCCCAGUGGCUGGGAGAGUGCAAGAAGGCUCCCCAUGACAACGCACCAAAGAAGAGCCAGGACUCUUGAGUGCUGUCCUUUCUAGGAUAGCUCUCGAGCGGCACCACCACUUCCGUCAUCUGUACAUAUAACAAGUGACCCGUCGCAUCCACAGUGUCGUUCUACCUCCCGCCUGCCGCACGCCGAUCUUGGAGUUUGGCGAAUAGCAAAGAUGAGAGCACCACAGCGUACGCGUCGCUACAAGUGUUGUGUGCUGCGUGGUGCCCUCUGCACGAUCAUUUAGUGGUCACGGACGCUGCUGGACUUCUUGUUAUAGUGCGGCAUCCUCUGAGCUUGCGGGCGUCGUAGAACAACGGCCACGGCAUUGUGCCUAUCGGAGACGCCAGCGGCACGAUGCUUUCGUCGUUGGCCCAGUGAGUGGGGCACAUGUCACAUCCAGAACAUUCCAGUUUGCACUAAGUCGGCUGCUUCCUCGCAAGCGGGUUGGAGAAUAUGAGACACUGGGAUCUCGGGCGAUAGAUAUUCUGUACAUAUGUGUUGCUUGUUUCGUGCUUUUCCCGUAUUUGUCCGUCCCUACGCCUGUUUGGUCGGAAGGUCUUCCCCCCCCAUUUGAAGCUUCCGCAACAAAAAUAAGGACGCGGCUAUUACGCUUUCAAAUGUAAAAACGUGCCGGAAAAUGUGAAAUGUCUUUUCUUGUAAAGAACGACAUGUGGCGCAAAAUAUCACUUUGUUGAUUUUGCAAUGUUCCUAGCUGUAAUUCCUACUCGUUCACUCACGAGAGAUCACGAGUGAAAAGAUUUCUGACCAACGUAGCUUAGCGCUUUUUCUGCAGCGUUAAACUGGUCUGUUUUAACCUACAAACUAGUGCCUCAUAAUCAACAGCAGAUGAGCACAGCAGGACAAAUUUAUUUGCAUACUAGUGGCAACUGUGUAAGACCAGAGGUAGCAUGUUCAACGCUUUCCUUCUAACACGUAACGAUUAGGUUAAGCAUCAGAUAUGUCAUAGAUGUGGGCCGUUAUUUACGUCGCAGUCUGAUAUCAACGACACGCGUGCGCUAAGUCAAUUCCAUAUAGCACCAUGAGACGUGGCGUAAAUAGAUUUAGCGCCUCUUUCAGAUUUGCGUAUGAUAAAAUUACGUGACCACUGAAGCGACGAACUCCCGCUCAUUGCUGUGCACACGUGAGCUAGUUAGUGAUUUAUCAUUGCAUGGCUUAGCUUGAGUUAGUGACUAAUCAUAGAUUAUCACGAAGGAGGUAUCACAAGAUUUCCGUUAAGUUAUUCGCUAUCACACCAAAGCCUUUGCUGCCACCCGUGCAUAGUUUCUGAAUAGCUUCUUCUUAUAAAGGAUGGGCGCUCAAAAUUAUCUGUCUUUUAUUGUGAACCAAAAGUGUUCUUACUCUGCAGCUGUGUAUGUAUAGAAUCUUUCACUGUGAACGAAAUUCGUCCCCACUUUUAGACUGCUAUUGUCAUACCUUCAAGCCGGAGUUUUAGGAGGCAGGCGAACAGUUGUUUAGUAAUAGCGGGUGCUUUUUGAAAAAAAAAAAGAAGGUGUGCUUUGUAAGAGUGCCUGAGGAAGUCAUUCAUGUGAGACGAGAGUGCCUUGGAUAUGCGAGGAAGCAAUCCACAGAACGUGUAUUUUUGUAAGCGGAGAUGACAAACGUUACAAACGCCAAGGCAUAGUGUAUGGAAUAUGGUUACGAAAGGCGAGAAUUGGAAUGUUUUCACAGUCGGCUGACCAGGGGGCUGAAGGAGGCCUGACGCAGUGCACCAGAAUUAACGAUUCCGCUUGCUUGUCGGGCGUUCCAGAUGUUCCAUGGUGUCAGACGAAGCUUGCGUGCUAUCUUUAUAUUUUCUAUUAUUCGACGUGUCACAUGCAUAUCUAGGGUAAUCACUCAAAAUUUAAGGAUUAAGCUUUACGAUUGCAUAUUAUGCGGCCAGCAUGAUUAAAUACAGAAAUCGCUGCACAGAUUAUUAGCGAAUUGCUCAAAAAGUGCAGCGAAUCGAGAAUUAAAUGAGCAUCCGACUUUUCAGAUUCGCAAAUAUUAAAGCCCGAAAGUCGCAUACGCUGUGCAGGCCCUGCUUUCAGCCUUCUACAAGCCCGCCGCAAAACUCUUAAUGCUACUUAUGUUUUUAAAAGAAACGGGUCUAGACAAGCGGCUGUGACAGUGAUGUCACGUACCACGCAAGAGUUACGCACUGUGACUGACUAUGUGUGUGCUGUGCUAUGUGCUCUCUCUCUCUCCUCCCCAUAUUUCAUCCCCCCCCCCCCCGAUCCCGCUCCCAUGUGUAGGGUAGCAAAUCAGUUGUGCUAAACUAGUUAACCUCCCUGCUUUCCUUCUCCACUCUUUCCUUCCUUCCUUGAUGCCACAGAUAUCAAACUUGUCCUCCGGUGCACAGAUAUGUUCAUCGUGCGUGUCUUAUUUAUUGAAAUAUGUAUCGCGGAUUGUGCAUUUCUUUCAGAGUGAUUAUGAUUUGCAAUAAACGUUAUCUCACAGAUACUUGA
Messenger RNA from Dermacentor silvarum, 3147 nucleotides. RefSeq lists its product as uncharacterized. The transcript has 4 exons. The record is from RefSeq and is a predicted model, not a curated record. NCBI's taxonomy places the organism in Eukaryota, Metazoa, Arthropoda, Arachnida, Ixodida, Ixodidae. Bases 224 to 712 code for a protein of 162 amino acids.